This is a messenger RNA of Colossoma macropomum (tambaqui), 1556 nucleotides long. RefSeq names its product beta-tubulin family protein (gene tubb4ba). The coding region runs from base 83 to 1420 and encodes 445 amino acids. The transcript has 4 exons. Gene Ontology annotation, biological process: mitotic cell cycle; microtubule cytoskeleton organization. Gene Ontology annotation, cellular component: cytoplasm; microtubule. The record is from RefSeq and is a predicted model, not a curated record. NCBI's taxonomy places the organism in Eukaryota, Metazoa, Chordata, Actinopteri, Characiformes, Serrasalmidae. Gene Ontology annotation, molecular function: GTPase activity; structural constituent of cytoskeleton; GTP binding.
UUUGCUGGCGGCAACGGGACACAGACGUUGGACACAGUUUUGAACCAACUGAGCUUUUUUUCUGUUUAGUAAACGAUUCACAAUGAGGGAGAUUGUUCACCUGCAAGCUGGUCAGUGUGGGAACCAAAUUGGUGCCAAAUUUUGGGAGGUGAUUAGUGAUGAACAUGGAAUCGACCCCACCGGCGCCUACCACGGUGACAGCGACCUGCAGUUGGAACGAAUUAACGUGUACUACAACGAAGCUUCUGGUGGAAAAUACGUCCCCAGGGCUGUGCUCGUGGACCUGGAGCCUGGAACAAUGGACUCCGUAAGAUCCGGUCCUUUUGGGCAAGUGUUCAGACCAGACAACUUUGUCUUUGGUCAGAGUGGGGCUGGAAACAAUUGGGCCAAGGGCCAUUACACAGAAGGUGCUGAGCUGGUGGACUCGGUGCUGGAUGUGGUGCGCAAGGAGGCUGAAAGCUGUGACUGCCUCCAGGGUUUCCAGCUCACUCACUCCCUGGGUGGAGGCACUGGGUCCGGCAUGGGAACCCUCCUUAUCAGCAAGAUCCGUGAAGAGUAUCCUGACCGCAUCAUGAACACCUUCAGCGUGGUGCCGUCCCCUAAAGUCUCAGACACUGUAGUUGAGCCCUACAAUGCCACUCUGUCUGUCCACCAGCUGGUGGAGAACACAGACGAGACGUACUGCAUUGACAACGAGGCUCUGUAUGACAUUUGUUUCCGUACACUUAAGCUCACCACGCCCACUUAUGGAGAUCUCAACCAUCUGGUCUCCGCCACCAUGAGCGGUGUGACCACUUGUCUGCGUUUCCCCGGCCAGCUCAAUGCUGAUCUACGAAAACUGGCUGUCAACAUGGUGCCCUUCCCACGACUGCACUUUUUCAUGCCAGGCUUUGCACCCCUAACCAGCAGGGGGAGCCAGCAGUACCGUGCCCUCACCGUCCCAGAGCUCACUCAGCAGAUGUUUGAUGCCAAGAACAUGAUGGCUGCCUGCGACCCACGACAUGGCCGCUACCUCACUGUUGCUGCCGUUUUCCGUGGCCGCAUGUCCAUGAAGGAGGUGGAUGAGCAGAUGCUCAAUGUUCAGAACAAGAACAGCAGCUACUUUGUGGAGUGGAUCCCCAACAAUGUCAAAACUGCUGUCUGCGACAUCCCACCUCGUGGCCUUAAAAUGGCCGCCACCUUUAUUGGCAACAGCACAGCCAUCCAGGAGCUGUUCAAGCGUAUCUCUGAGCAGUUCACUGCCAUGUUCAGGCGAAAGGCUUUCCUGCACUGGUACACUGGGGAGGGCAUGGAUGAGAUGGAGUUCACAGAGGCAGAGAGCAACAUGAAUGACCUAGUGUCUGAGUACCAGCAGUACCAGGAUGCCACAGCAGAGGAAGAGGGUGAGUUUGAGGAAGAAGGAGAAGAGGAGCUGGCAUAGAUUGGUCCUCCCACCUCAAAAUUUUCAUGUUCAUUUUUCCUUUUUUCUGUUCCAUUUAUUGUUAGCAUUCAAAAGCUAUCGACUGUUAAUUCUUUGGAUUUCUACACUUUCUAUUAAAGAACCUGCAUUGAUAGCA